Messenger RNA from Botrytis sinoallii, 213 nucleotides. RefSeq lists its product as uncharacterized. The record is from RefSeq and is a predicted model, not a curated record. The transcript has a single exon. The coding region runs from base 1 to 213 and encodes 70 amino acids. NCBI's taxonomy places the organism in Eukaryota, Fungi, Ascomycota, Leotiomycetes, Helotiales, Sclerotiniaceae.
AUGGGACAAGCAUUCUCUGGACCUGAUGCCUUCAAAUGGUUGAGAUUCACGCCUAAAGCCACCGCUGUUCUCCAAGCAAACCCAUUUCUUUUCGUCCAAUUGAUUCUGGUGUUGAUUGGAUUGAACGUGUUGGGUGGAAUUGCGUUUUGGAUUCACUACGAAACAAACAAGCCAUAUGCGAAGCCGAAAGUUAAGAAGGAUGCGAAGAAGUAA